Molecule: messenger RNA, 2927 nt
Organism: Juglans microcarpa x Juglans regia
Lineage: Eukaryota; Viridiplantae; Streptophyta; Magnoliopsida; Fagales; Juglandaceae
Product: GBF-interacting protein 1-like
Exons: 10
Coding region: 234-2798 (854 amino acids)
Molecular function (GO): protein binding
Source: RefSeq, a predicted model, not a curated record
ACGUUUACAAAACCCUCGCUCCCAAACCUGUCUAUUUCCCUCUCUCUCUCUCUCUCUCUCCUGUUCUUUUCUAUUUCCUCAAAAACCCUAACCGUUGCAUCUCAACCAACGACAUUGGGGUUUUGAUUGCUACCGAUACUUAUUUAUUGUACGUAAAUACAUAUAUAUUUUGAAUUUCGCUGUUGGUGCCCGGGACGGGGGAGGUUUAGGGUUUUUGUCCGAUAGAGUUUGAGAUGGUCUCUAACGGCUCCGUAGUCGAGGGUGGUGAAACUCAGUUACUCUCUGCGCGCGUGCGCAGGACCAUCCAAUCCAUCAAGGAAAUUGUGGGCAACCACUCUGAGUUGGAUAUCUAUGCGGCCCUGAAGGAAACUAACAUGGAUCCUAAUGAAACGGCGCAGAAAUUGCUCAACCAAGAUCCGUUUCAUGAGGUCAAGAGAAGAAGAGAUAAGAAGAAGGAGAAUUUGGAGUACAGGGGCUCUGUGGAUCCACAAAGUCAUUCUGAGAAUGUUGGUCAAGGGAUGAAACUUCAUCCAUUUUCUGAUCGUAAUGUCCGAAGAGGAGGCUAUACAAGGAAAGCUUUACCUGGCAUCAAGUUUCGUGUUGUGAGAGAUAAUAGAGUUAAUCAAAAUACAGAUAAAGAAGUGAAGCCUGUUUCGCCGCAACAUUCAAGGUCUACCAAUGAGAAAGCGAUCCCAAAUGUUCCCGCAAAGGGAUUGACAGAAACCUCAGGCAGUCAGAAGCCCUCUGGUGGACGAAGUUCAGCUCAGACUUUGAAUGGGCUGAAUGAUUCACACAAUAGACAUCCUCGGGAUGCCAGUUUGAGGAAAAAUGAUGGGAAAGUACCAGAGGAAAAGCGGUCUUCAGUUCCCUACACAAAUUCCCGGAUGCAAGCAGCAAAGUCAAACAACUCCCACCCAAGUCCUGCAAGUCUGGCAUCAAGCAGUUCUGCUGUUGGGGUGUAUUUCUCUUCCACAGACCCGGUUCAUGUGCCAUCUCCAGAUUCGCGACCCUCAGGAACUGUUGGAGCUAUUAAGCGUGAAGUUGGUGUCGUCGGUGUUCGUAGACAGCAUUCUGAAAAUUCUGUGAAAAUGUCUACCAUGCCAAGUAAUUCUUUCGCAAAUUCACUUUUGGUUAAGGAUGGCUCUUCAGAAUCAUUUCGACCCCUCAAUGCGUUUUCUAGAACUGACCAGCGGAGCCAAACUACUGCAACUGAUUCUGUUAUUGCCAGCAUGUCAGUCAGCAGAUCAUUCUUAAGCAACCAGAAUAGUGGCAGGCCGCAUCAACAACCUGUUAGUCAUCAGAAAGCUUCCCAGCAUAAAAUAGCAUGGAAACCUAAAUCUAGCCAAAAGUCAGCUGUUAGUAGCCCUGGGGUAAUUGGAACACCCACAAAAUCUAUUUCACCACCUGCUGAAAAUCUAGAGGAUUUGGAAUCUGAAACAGACAAGUUGCAAGAUAAGCUUUCAAGUGUAAACAUCUAUGAGAAUCAAAAUGUGAUCAUAGCACAGCAUAUACGAGUCCCUGAGACUGAUCGCUGUCGGCUUACCUUUGGCAGCAUUGGGACAGAAUUUGAUUCUUCAAGGAAUCUUGUUUCUGGACUGCAAGCCGUAGGAACUACAGAAGAAUCAAAUGGGGACCCUGCAGCGAGUUUGUCGGCGUCAGCUCCAGAGUUUUCUGGUGAUGAUGCUUCUGGUAGCAGGCUGGCAGAAUUACAUGAUGGUCUAGUUAGAAAUUCUGGAUCUGAUUCUCCAGCUUCUGUAGUGGCUUCUGAGCAUCAACUGCCUGAUAAGAAACAGUCCUCAAGCCCGCAGAAUUUAGAUAAUUAUGCAGAUAUUGGAUUGGUUCGAGACAAUAGUCCAUCUUAUGCUCCGUCAGAGUUGCAGCACCAUCAAGAUCCUCCUGAACUAUCAGGAUUUUCGGCAUACGAUCCUCAGACUGGUUAUGAUAUACCCUAUUUUAGACCCACAGUGGAUGAAACUAUACGGGGCCAGGGUCUACCAUCUCCUCAGGAGGCUUUAAGUUCACAUACAACAAACAGCAUCCCUGCAUCAACAAUUGCCAUGGUGCAACAGCAGCAACCGCCUGUAGCACAGAUGUACCCGCAAGUUCAUGUUUCCCAUUUUGCGAAUCUUAUGCCAUACCGUCAAUUCCUUCCCCCACUUUACGUUUCACCAAUGGCCAUGCCUGGCUAUUCUAGUAAUGCUGCGUAUCCUCAUCCAUCAAAUGGUAGCAGUUACUUGCUCAUGCCAGGAGGUAGUUCACAUUUAAAUGCGAGCAGCCUGAAGUAUGGAGUUCAACAGUUUAAGCCUGUUCCUGCUGGCAGUCCCACAGGGUUUGGAAAUUUUAACAACCCAACAGGGUAUAUUAAUGCUCCUGGUGUAGUUGGUGGUGCAAAUGGGCUUGAAGAUUCAUCUAGAAUCAAAUACAAAGAUGGCAAUAUUUAUGUUUCAAAUCCACAGGCCGAAGCAUCUGAAAUAUGGAUUCAGAACCCAAGGGAGCUUCCAGGUAUGCAAUCCACUCCGUACUACAACAUGCCAGCGCAAUCGCCUCAUGGUGCCUAUAUGCCAUCCCACACAGGUCAUGCUUCCUUCAAUGCAGCUGCUGCACAAUCUUCACACAUGCAAUUUCCGGGUAUGUACCAUCCUCCUCCACAGCCUGCUGCAAUUACCAGUCCACACCACUUAGGCCCAGCUAUGGGAGGUAAUGUUGGAGUUGGUGUGGCUGCAGCUGCUCCUGGGGCGCAAGUGGGCGCCUAUCAGCAGCCCCAACUGGGUCAUCUCAAUUGGACGACAAACUUCUAAAAGAAAUGUGAAGUUAAAACCCUUUGCUUUUAAGGGUUUGUAGUAGCUAUAGAAAAAUUUCAGUUUUUUAUGAAAUGAAUGAUCAAUUUCGUUCAUCUAUUAAAUGCGGCUGGUUGUGCUUUACUUUUA